AUGGAAUAUGAAACUGGAGAUCAUGAUCAGUAUCGAGUGAAGAUGGAAUGGGAAGUAGGUCUUCCCACCACUCACGACGAGCUAAUACCUUUAUCUCAGUGCUUGAUUUCUUCAGAGCUGGCGUCGGCUUCCGGCAUAGUACCAGAGCCGUCGCAAGAUACCUUGGCGAGUCUCCGGUCACAGUCACAACCGUUGUCUCCGUCGUCGAAUAAUUUCGAUUUCAUACUCUUAGAGGAUCAAAGGACGUCAAAGAAUUGCGUAACUGUGGGAGGAGACGACGAGGACGACGACGACGACGUGGAUUUUCCAUGGGAGGAUGAUUCGGAGUUGAUGAAACGGAGGAAGAUGAGGAAUAUCAACGACGCCCGUUUGCGACUAGUUUGGACCUCAGAGCUUCACAAGAGAUUCAUAGACGUGGUGACUCAUUUAGGUAUAAAAGAGGCAGUUCCAAAGACUAUUAUGAAGUUAAUGAAUGUGAAAAGUUUAACUUGCGAGAAUGUCUCGAUUCAUCUUCUAAAGUAUAGAUUGUUUAUGGUAAAGAUGAAUGGACUUUCCAACAAGAUGAAAAGGCUAUCCAUCCACGAGUCUUCUUCUUCAGAUCAUUUGUUUGGUUUAGUGCCACGGGAGUCCAGUGGACAGGAGAAAUUGAAUGUUACAAGUCUACAGCAAAUGAUGUCAAUGACUAAGUUAUGCUUAGGACAUGCUCAUGGAAAUCUUUGA
Messenger RNA from Impatiens glandulifera, 720 nucleotides. Its product is annotated as transcription factor PCL1-like. Bases 1 to 720 code for a protein of 239 amino acids. The transcript has a single exon. Lineage: Eukaryota; Viridiplantae; Streptophyta; Magnoliopsida; Ericales; Balsaminaceae. Gene Ontology annotation, cellular component: nucleus. Gene Ontology annotation, molecular function: DNA-binding transcription factor activity; DNA binding. The record is from RefSeq and is a predicted model, not a curated record. Gene Ontology annotation, biological process: regulation of DNA-templated transcription.